UGUACUGAGCGGUGCAUGUGGCCCCACCACACCACAGGCCCACCCACGGCGCGGCCCACGCUCAACCUGACGGCCGUCGCCGACACGGACGUGUUCCUGCGCUGCCCGGUGGCGGGCUUCCCCGUGACGAGCGUCACUUGGCAGCGCGCCGGCAGCCGCCUCCCGGACACGCUGCGCCAGCGGCUCUUCCCCAACGGCACGCUGCUGCUGCGCGGCGUGCAGGGCGCCCAGGACCGCGGGCUGUACGCGUGCACCGUGACCAACCAGCAGGGCCAGCUGGCGGCCAGCGCGCUCCACCUCAACGUCAUGAAGCCGCCCGUGAUCGUGCCCUUCUCGUUCCACUCGGGCCUGGAGGACGGCAACCGGCUGCAGGUGUCGUGCAGCAUCAUGUCGGGCGACCUGCCCAUCGCCAUCGAGUGGCGCAAGGACGGGCGGCCGCUGCCCGCCGACCCGAGCGUCUCCGAGCAGCAGCACCAGUUCGCCUCCAACCUGCUGUUCAGCGACCUGGGCGCGCGCCACUCGGGCAGCUACACCUGCGUGGCCAGCAACGCGGCCGCCUCCGCCAACUUCACCGCGCCGCUCGUGGUCCGAGUGCGGCCUCGCUGGCUGGUGGAACCCCAGGACGUGGAGGUCCUGCACCAGGAGUCGGCCGCCGUGCACUGCCGGGCGUCGGGCUUCCCGGAGCCGACCGUCACCUGGCUGAAGGCCCCCGAGCAGGUGGGGCCCGGGUCCGGCUCGGGGCCCCCGGCGGCCGCGCUCGCCCCGGUCCCGGACGAGGGCAGCGCGGCAGAGUACGCGCCGCUCGGCGACCCGCUGCUCGCCGUGGCGGAGAACGGCAGCGUCCUGGUGGCGGCCGCGCAGCCCUCGCACGCCGGCCGCUACAUGUGCCAGGCCAGGAACGGCAUCGGCCCUGGCAUCAGCAAGGUGGUGCACCUCCGCGUCAAAGUACCAGCGCACUUCCACACCCGGGCCGUGAACGUGAGCGGGGCGGCGGGGCAGUCCGUCGUACUGGAGUGCGCGGCGUCGGGCGACCAGCCACUCAGCAUUGUGUGGACGACGCCGGACGGCGAGGAGCCGUCGCCGAACCGCGUCCUGGAGACGCCCACCUUGUCGCCGAGCUCUCGGCGCCCCGGGCUCAGCUCGCAGCUGCACCUGACGGCCGAGCGUCGGCUCGCGGGCGCCUACCGCUGCACUGCCACCAACAAGCACGGCUCCGACACCACCACCGUGUUCCUCGCCGUGCAAGAGGCGCCCAGCGCCCCGGUUGGCGUGGAGGUGCUCGAGGCCGGCAGCCGCUGGCUGACCCUGGGCUGGGUGCCGGACCGCGCGGGCGCGACGCACCACGUGAUCCAGUUCCGCCGAGAGCUGCCACCGACGCCGAGGGUGCUCUCGCCCUCCGCUGGCGGCCCCGAGAUCGGCGACGCCAGCCCCCCCGGGGCCGCGGGCCAGCAGUGGUACAACGUGACGGUGUCCGGAGCCGGGGCGGGGGCGGGCAGGCCGGCCAAGUUGACGGGCCUGGAGCCGGCCACUGUGUACGCCGUGCGCCUCCUUGCCGCCAACGAGGUGGGCGUCGGCCCGCCCAGCGACACCGUCACGGCGCAGACGCUGCAGGAGGCCCCCAACAUGCCACCCGCGGACGUGUCAGUGGAGCCCUUGUCGCCGGGGUCGCUCACCGUGCGCUGGAAGUCCGUGUACAGCUCGCCCAGCUCGUCCGCGCUGCUGGGCUACCAGGUGCGCUACCGGGCCGUGUCGCUGGCCGGCCAGCCGUCCCUCAGCGCGCUGCUGCUCCCCGCCUCCUCGCUGCCCGCCGACCUCGACGCGGCCGCGCUGGACGCCCCCGCGGCGCCCUGGGUGUCCCGGACGGUGCGGGGCGGCGGCGGCGCGCCCAGGCAGGAGCUGGUGCUCGAGGGCCUGGAGAGCUUCACGCGCUACGAGGUGACGGUCAGGGCCUUCAACGAGGUGGGCAGCGGCCCCGCGUCCCUGCCCGUCAUCGCCACCACGAUGGAGGGUGUGCCGACCGAGCCGCCCGGCUCCGUGCGCUGCACGCCCCUCACCUCUCAGAACGUGCGCGUGCGCUGGGAGCCGCCGCCCAAGGCGGGCCGCCGGGGCGUCCUGGACGGCUACAAGGUGUUCUUUCGGCGGAAGCCUCCCACCGGGCUGUCUGUUGCCUGGAUGACUCCGCGCCCCGAGAUGGAGGUCAAGAAGACCAUGAACCUGGAGACGAAUCUGUUUGGGCUGGCCAAGUUCAGCAACUACACGGUGCAGGUGGCGGCCCUGACCGGCGCCGGGGAGGGCGUCCGGUCCGAGCCGGUGCACUGCUCUACUGAGGAAGACGUGCCCGGGCCCCCGGAGCAGGUGAAGGCCCUGGCCAUGUCCUCGGACAGCAUCCUGGUGACGUGGACCCGCCCCCUCGAGUCUAACGGCAACAUCGUCAGGUACCUGGUCUACAUGAAGCCCUACCAGCCGGACGGCCAUUCCAGCAAGGACGCUCGCCGGGAGGUGUCUUACGCCAGUGGGGACCGCGGCGCGGAGCUGGCCUACGAGGUGCGUCGGCUCCAGGAGUCUGAGCGGCUGGAGUUCUGGGUGGCGGCGUACACGAGCGUCGGGGAGGGCCCGCCCAGCGCCCGCGUCAGCCAGGCGCCCGUGUCCAGAGUGCCCGCCCGGAUCGCGUCAUUUUCGCGCACCGCGGCGGCCGGCGAGGGCCAGAUGUUGACGCUGGCGUGCCGCGCCGUCGGCGUCCCGGCGCCGGCCAGAACGUGGCGCGGGCCCCGCGGGCUGGCGCGCACCGUGGCGGCCAACGGCGGCCAGGGCGACGGCCAGGCCGAGGACAACAACAACCGGGCGGUGCUGCUCGGGGACGGGUCGCUUCGGCUCGGCCCGCUGUCGCACCAGGACGCCGGCAACUACUCGUGCCGCGCCGUCAACGUGUUCGGCAACGACGAGGUGCAGUACCGCGUGGUAGUGGUGGGCCCGCCCGCCGCGCCCGCCCUGACGCUGGCCGCCACCUCGGACCGCACCCUCACGCUCACGUGGGCCGCCAGCGACCCCGGCGGUGCGCCCGUCACGGGCUAUGUCCUCCACUUCAAGCGCGAGCUUGGCGAGUGGCAGGAGCGCGAGCUGGACGGCGAGCUCUCGUCCUACACGCUGACGGGGCUGCGCUGCGGGUCGCUGUACCUCCUCACCCUCACGGCCGUCAACAGCGUGGGCCGCGGGGCGAGGAGCGCGGUGCUGCAGGCCGCCACCCGGGGCGCGCCCCCGAAGGCGCCGGCCGCCGAGGAGGUGCUGUCGGUCAACUCGUCGACGGCCACCCUGUUCCUGGACGCGUGGCCCGUGGCGGGCUGCCCCGUGCUGUACUUCGUGGUGGACGUGCGGCCCUACGAGCACGCCGGCGAGUGGACGGUGGUGGACCACCACGCCCUGGCCCAGCAGACGCUGGCCGUGGCCGGACUUGCCCCCGCCUCCUGGUACGAGCUCCGCGUCGACGCCCACUCCGAGGCGGGCUCCACGCGCGGCCAAUUUGUGUUCGCCACCAGGACCAAGACGGGCGACGCGGUGCCCCUGGAGCUGAUGCCGGCCCUCCCCGACAGCCCCGGGUCGCUGGCGCUGCCCACCCCUGUCACGCUGCUCGUCGCCGUGGUCUCCGGUCUCGUCUGCACGGCUGCCGCCGCCACUUGCGCCAUCAUCGCCUUCCGAAAGAGGCAAUAUGCGGGUUAUAGGAGGGGGGACGCCAAGACCUUGGACGAACUGCAGAACCAGCGCAACCUCGAGCACCACCACCAUCACGUCCACCACGGGCACCAGGGGCUGCACCACCAGCAGGACCUGUACUCGCCCUCCCCGGUGCGGAAGGGCGGCGUCACCUCGUCGCUCACGGGCCAGAAGGGCAGCGACACUUCCGACUACGAGAUCUGCCCGUACGCCACGUUCAGCCUGUCUAACGCGACGCCCGGGGCGGGGCCGGUGGCGGGGGCGGGCACGCUGACGCCCAGCAAGUCGCUGGCCAGCUACUCGCUGCAGCUGCACACCUUCAGCCAGCGCGACUGCUACGCUGAGGGGCCGCCGCCGUCGGCGCGCCGCAACGCGCACUCACGGUCCAGGAGCAAGUCGUCGCUGGGGGCGGUCUCGGGGGCGGCCGUCGCGGCCCGGGCGGUGGACGGCGGCGAUGGCGCCGCGCCCACGAGACCCACCGCCAGCCCCCCCGACGGGCUGAGUCUCGAAAUAUCGUGCAUCUCCAGUCAGCAGACGCUGCCCAUGUCGUUGGCCAUGAGGCGCAAAGCCGCGUCGCCUACCCACGGCAGAGGCGUAAGCCGACCGAGGAGCCUCGUCGGGACGCCGGGGCCGCCGGCGGGGUGCGGCGGCCGGUACGAGUCGGACAGCAGCAGCCCCAGCGACAAGCACCACCAGCAGAUGUACGGCUACCGCCCGCAGCACGGCCCGCUGCACGCCCAGACCCCCAAGCGGCGCUCGUCACGCAGCCACGACAACGGUGCGGACUCCAGCGCCGAGUCCACUGACGAGCUCGGUCACAGGUCGCGGCGAGAGGCGCAGGUGGCAUCAUGCAGGUCGCUGCCGAGGCGGUCCUCCGGCUCCCCCCGCUCGCGCUCGCGCUCCCGCCAGCAGCAGCAGCCCCUCAGCAAGCCGCGCUGGGGGACCCUCGACGGCUCCCCGCAGCCCUCGGGCUCCGGCUCGGGGUCGGAUGCUGGCAUCGACCCCAACAACGGGGACCCCGUCGCCGUCGGCCAGGUGCACGAGGACGGCGACAACCCGUCUCGGAGCCAGCUCGACGCGCAGGAGAGAGAGCUGUCGUCGCUCAUCAAGAGGUACCGGUACGACAGGCAGCGCGAGAAAGACUAUACGAUCCACGUGUGACGGCGGGCGCCCGGUGGUGGCGGGGUCCCCCUGUGGGGCUCGCUGCCCCGCGCCGGCCCGCCCUGGACCAGCUCGUGGUGCCCCCCGCACGCCCCCGUCCACUACACCCCGGUGCCCACGGCGGGGGACGCCGAUGCCGAGGGGGAAACUGUGCACCGCGGGUACCCGACCACCACCACCACCGGACCUCCGGAUGAUGCGCUGCUGGCGGUCACAAACUUUCAAAAGUUUUCCAUCAAGUUUUCCGAGAUUUUCCGGAGGAAUGACAUUUUUGCAACGCUGCCACCUCGGCAUUCGUAGUUGUGAAUGUCGACAAGCUCGUAACUCGGAAAGUUCGAAAACUUCGCAUUUAAGAACAUUUCCGUCAUGUGUGGUGUGUGUCUACCAAAUUCGAUUCGACCGGAUUCGACACUGCCAACUUUUGCUCCUAAGUGACGUAAGACUGAAAAACUAUGUAAUGAUAAUCUUUGCACAAACUUAUUAAUUUGUCAAAUGAUCCCCUAUUUACUUAAAGACAAGUUGCUCAGGUUUGAAUCGAACGGGGAUGUGGGCAAAAAGAUCCCUUUCCUGAAACUGGAGUUUAGACUGUUUUACACCUGUUUUACCUGGACCUUAUUUUUUCCUGUCCGGUGGAGACUGCUCUUUGUGUUUGGCCUAAGGUAGAAAUAUUAAGUACUGAUUUUUGUUUUAAGCAAUGUUCAAGAAAACUAUAAAGAUAUUGUUCUUUG
Messenger RNA from Frankliniella occidentalis (western flower thrips), 5597 nucleotides. RefSeq names its product cell adhesion molecule Dscam2-like. Gene Ontology annotation, biological process: axon guidance; cell-cell adhesion. Gene Ontology annotation, cellular component: plasma membrane; axon. NCBI's taxonomy places the organism in Eukaryota, Metazoa, Arthropoda, Insecta, Thysanoptera, Thripidae. The record is from RefSeq and is a predicted model, not a curated record. The transcript has 21 exons. Bases 16 to 4869 code for a protein of 1617 amino acids. Gene Ontology annotation, molecular function: protein binding.